GCAGAGGUCGGAUGGGAAAUAUUCUGCAUAUGCCCAAAUUAAUAUUUAAAUUAGGUUAAGUUGCGACGGCGGUUUUCAUUGGCUGCUAAAAGGAUACAUGGUGCUCUCAAACUCCCAUCAUCCAAUGCUGCAUCCUACAGCGUCCAUCUUCCACAUUUCUUACCACUGCGAUAAAGAAAAAGCUAUAUUUUGUCGACAUUUUGAUAAUAUAUCUGAAUAGAUAUUGAGAGUCUGUGUAUAUAUAUAUAUUUCCUCUUUUAUACUGCAUCGUAUUUUUGAGACAAACUAGCAAGAAAACUACGACGAUAGCGUAUUUUUCUGUCUAAAUCUUUUGGUACCAAAACCAAAAUUAUUUCUGAAAAUAGAUUUGUAUAUAUUUGUAAAUAAUUGUUGUACAUAAAACGAGACAUAAAGUAGCCAGCUAAGUUUUCUAUUGAUUCAGAAUAUAGUCAGUUUGACUGUUACGUCUUAGUGUUUUGUAUUUGCCUGCAGUUGAAGGAAUUUUGUAGUAUUUAAAUUUUGUAACAUAUUUGAUCGAUAUUGUUUCAUACUUAUAUUAUAGAAAUGUUUAACACUAACAUUAAUAAAGUUUUGAGAAGCGUUUUAAUUGCAGGGGAUUCCAACCUGAAGCAGCUUGUACCAAUGUUUGAAUACCCAGUUAGAACACUGUGCAUACCUGGUGCCAAAGUACAGAAUGACCGGAAAGAAUUCUAUUCCCAACUGAUGAGUGCCAUGAAGACAGAAAACCCGGACCAGAUUGUUCUGCAUCUAGGUUCGAAUGAUGUAUUUGGUGAUGUUGAAUCAACUUUGAGAUCUUAUAGAUUCCUGAUAGAGAAUUUGCUGCUGAAAUUUAAAUCGUUGCAAAUAGGUAUUUGUGGCAUACUUCCCCGUGCAGUAAACCACUAUGAGAGUAGUUAUUGGAACUUGUCAGCAUUGCCAAGACUGCAGAGAGAUGUCGAGAAGUUGAACGCUGGUAUACAGUCUUUAACUUGUGGUUACAGUAGAUGUUUUUUUAUUGAUUAUGCACAGCUCUUUAAACCUGCUGUUCAUCUUGGAAGGGACGGACUUCAUGUAAAUAGAAAUGGAGCUUUUAUUUUGAAGAUGACUAUAGAGAACUAUUUAGCAGAGAGACAAAAGUGUGUUACAUCCGUGACUGCAAUCUUAUCUCACGUACAGGUACCUGAUGUAGAAUCUUUGUCACCCAAGAUGACCUAUGCAGAAGUGGUGAGACUACCAGUACCUUCUUCUGAUACAGGAAAGAGACCUUUUGACACGGAUGCUGAACAUCAGAAUUCCUCUAGAACCCCUUCUAAGAGGAAGAGAUUGUCUUCAGCUGGGGCAAGAAGAUCAAAUAAUAAAAGAUCUCACAGAAAACCAAGAGGAACUUAUAAAACAGGAUACAGUUUAAAGAGGAAUGAAAUAGUCCUAGAUGUUACUGAGGAUCUGGCUGUUAUCUUGUCAUCCUCAGUCAUUCAUAGUUUCUAUCAGACUGACACGAAAAAGCAAUCUGUGGAAUCCUUACAAGUGAAGCAAUCAAAGAAAACAGCUGUGACUAAGAAAGAAAAAAAAAGCACUUAUAAUUGUCCUGUUUGUCCAGUAAUAUGCUCCAGAGAAGAUUUUCUGAUAGACCAUGUUAUUUGCUGUCAUGCUAAAAAAGGCAAAACUCACUUAGUCAAAGAUCUUUCUCUUCAGGUACCAAUAACUGAGGAACCUGUAGAGGAGCUUAGGAGUUCCUAUGACGAGAAUGAUAAACACAUAGCAUAUGGUAGUGUAUACAUAGAGGGUUAUGAAGUGGAUUGUAUUAUUCCAUCACAAACAGAGUUUGCAGAGAGUGAUGAAGUGGAGUGUAGUAUUCUAACAACAAUAGAGUUUGCAGAGAGUGAUGAACUGGAGUGUAGUAUUUCAACAAUAGAAUUUGCAGAGAGUGAUGAAGUGGAGUGUAGUAUUCCAACAACAAUAGAUUUUGCAGAGAGUGAGGAAGUGGAGUCUAGUAGUCCCACAAGAAUAGAGUUUGCACUAACAACAGUGAAGGUUUUGGCAAGCAGAUGUUGGAAGAACUUCAAACGGUUUAUCCUGCAUCUCUGUGGGGAUGUUGAAGAAAAUCCAGGACCUACAAUGCUGAAGUGCAAGUGGGAGCAGUGUACAGAGGACAAGUUCACUGAUAUUCGUCUAUUAGCCCAGCACGUGAUUUCGCACAUUCAUCCUGGAAUUCUUUGCCAAUGGGAAGAAUGUGUAUAUUGUUGUCCAAAUGAACAAUACAAACUGGAAAUUCAUGUGCUACAACAUAUAUACUUGGAACAGUUAACUUUUCAGUCAAUUGAAGAAUGGGGAAGAGCACUUCCUUCAGGACAGUUUUCAGAGAAUUGUACUGAUCUUCACUUGUGUCCUCCUAAUUUGAAAAUUAAGUUAGGCCUCCCAUUGUUAGAUGAAGAAUUUAGUAUGCCAUCUCAGUACCCGUAUACUGUUAAAGAUCAUCAGCUUUAUGUACUACAGUUACAGACAGAGAAUCCAGAAAAUUAUGAAAGAUUAGUAUCUGCCUUUCAACAAAAGGUUGAAACCAUGAGUGAUACUACAGCUAGUCAAUCUGGAACUGAACCCUCAACUUCUACUAGUGGUAAUACCACAGAGCUGACAAUCCAGGGAAUUGAUCAAUUGGCUGUCUUGAACUCUAACAUGACACGCUCAAGUCAACAGGUUAUUGUCACAAACCGUCCUGAGCUGACAGGUACCAAUCAGAGUACAGUAAAAUUUACACUCAGAGAUGAAACAGAAAUAGUAACAAGGAAGUAUAUCUCAAGCAACUCUAAGAAGAGAAAAUAUGUAGCCUCCAGCAUUCAAAACCUUAAUGAUAGAAACAUGACCGAAAAUGAUCUAAUAACAAACUUAAAUAUGUGUAGACAGGCUAUUUUGGUGGAACAUAAUAUAAUCAGCAAAAUGCAAGAUAUGAAAUUUCUUGAUCCAAAUAAUUGUCUAUUUUUAUUUGAGGAAGCUGCUAUUAAUAUGUCAACUUAUCCAGACUGCUCUGAAGGAGUUUUCAUUUUUUCAAUCUUUGAUAUUGAGAUUGAAAAUCACAAUGCACCUGUACAUUAUAUACGAUACAUAGAAUCAGGAUAUUACAAACAUUUCAUGGAGGAGACUUUUCUGGAUGUAAUAUGUCAAACAUUAGGAAUUCUGCAAGAUAAUGUAUUCUUAUGCAACAUCCUAACUGGUGGAGAUCAGCAGAGAAUGCUCAUUGAAAAGAAAAACAAGGACUCAAGAAAAUCUAGAACACGCCCUGACAAAAUUUAUGCCAACAAUUUAAAGAGCUUAAAAUCUAGAAGACAACAAUUGUGUGAAAAAGUUAAAGACUUUUGUGACAUUGAACUAGCUGCUUGUUUUGUGCACACUGCUAGACAUGGUUAUAAAGUUAAGAUAGAUUCAGAUGCCAGUGAUGGUCUUUACUUUUCAUCUAACAAUGAACUAUUCCACACAGAUAUCAUACAAAACAAGAUACUUCAUUACCCAGAAGUGAAAAAUGCAGAAGUUAGUGACAAAUGCUCAGAUGACUUUAUGAAGCCUCUCCCUGCUAGUAAUGUUAAUAACCUAUGUUACAAAAGUUGCAUGAUUAACUUUCUAUCAAAUGAUCACAACAGAUUCCUUGGAAAAGAAAAUUUGCGCUAUCAUUACAGAUUUUCAACAAGUCCAAAGGCCACCUCUUUGAGAAAUCGGGUAUUGUACUUGUACAAAAAUCAUCAGCUGAAUGAACUUCAAACCAUUUACUCAUCUUUCCAACAAGAAGACCAGAAUCAAGAAAACAUAAAUAACCAAAAUAUGAAUGAUCCCACUGGAGAACCUCAAACAAAAAGAACAAGGACAUUUAUUCCACGGAAGAAAAUUCUGACAAAAGAAAUGGCUUUGCAGACUAUUUCAGGACAAAAUGUGGAAAAUAUGUUCAAAAAAGUAAAUUUAUAUGAUAACUACAAGAAAAAUCUUUUACAGAAUCGAAGUUUUAUUAUCCAGGUUUACGAUGAAGAGAAAGUUAUUGCAAUUAUGAAUGAUUAUGAUGAUGAAAGUGGGGAAUUUAGAAGCUCUGAUUAUGUAAAAACAUCAAGGGAUCUUUUCGAGAACGGUUAUUUUUACACUUGCAACUGUCGUAUCUAUCGUACCUUGUUGGAAUCCCUGGAUAACAAUAUGGAACAGUUUGAUGCUCUGGAUGAAAAUGGUAUUAAAUGCAUGCAUUGUCGUUUUUUGCAUCAAGAGGUAUCACCAAAUUUGGAAAGGAAUGAGCAAGCAACCGUAACAAACAUUCAAGUAGUCAUACAAGAUGCUCUGUUAUACAAGGAUAGGAAAAUUAUUGAAUUGCCAACUACAAGACCAGGAACCAAAAAAUUUUCAAUUUUGAUAGAUGAUGACAUUUCAUUAGUUCAUUUGACAUUCAAUUCACGUCUUCAGCGCUAUAUAGUUUCCUGCUUGAAUGGAUUAUGUAAAAGUAAAAAAGGAUGCAAGAAAAAUGUUGACUGUCUUAAUACUGAUCAAAAUUUAUGUGUUCAUUUGUCUGAGCUGAAGAAUGCUCCUCAUUUUUGGACAGAAUUUAGCAAACCUGAAGCUGCAGUGAACACUGAAAAUGAUGAGAAUAUACAGCUUAUUGAUCCCAAUCUAGUUCAGAAUAUACAACAUCGUUAUAUAUUGGGCGCUCUUAACUUAAACAAUGUUGAAAAUGGAUGCAUUAAAGGUCCACAUCUUAUUCCAGAUAUUCCAACUUCAGUUUGUCCAUGUGGCGCAGGAUGGACAAGUAAUCAGCAGCUAAAUGGUGUAAGUACAUUUUCCAGAGUACUCACUAUCUAUACAAAAAUAGCACCAGUACAGUGUCAGGUAUAUAGCAGAAGCUGUGCUAAUGAAGAAUCACCUUGUAAAAAAGACUGGGAUGAAGGAGAUAAAGAAUGUUUACAUGUAGUUACCCGAGAUACUGCAGCUGGAGAUGAAAUUGACCACAUUAGUGGCCUUAAUAUAAAUGCUGCUGGAAAUGGCUUUUACAACAGAAAAAUGUAUGAAAUGAGAGAGUAUGCUCCAGAAUUAAGAGAUUUGAUUGCUUCAUCCAUGCUUAGUCAUGCCAAUCCUCAAGGAAAUAAUUUUGUUCCCGAUGAUGUCAUUACAUUUAUUCGAUAUUUGAUCAAAUGUGUUGCAGAUAUGGAGAUCACUCAACCAGAUCCUGCAAAUCCACAACCAGGAACAUAUAACCCAGCUAAGUAUGGAAGAGCUUACUACUUUUCAGAAACUGACCCUUAG
This is a messenger RNA of Mytilus californianus (California mussel), 5265 nucleotides long. RefSeq lists its product as uncharacterized. Lineage: Eukaryota; Metazoa; Mollusca; Bivalvia; Mytilida; Mytilidae. The record is from RefSeq and is a predicted model, not a curated record. Bases 565 to 5265 code for a protein of 1566 amino acids. The transcript is spliced from 15 exons.